Messenger RNA from Panicum hallii, 381 nucleotides. RefSeq lists its product as uncharacterized. The record is from RefSeq and is a predicted model, not a curated record. Gene Ontology annotation, molecular function: protein binding. NCBI's taxonomy places the organism in Eukaryota, Viridiplantae, Streptophyta, Magnoliopsida, Poales, Poaceae. The transcript has 2 exons. Gene Ontology annotation, biological process: protein ubiquitination. Bases 1 to 381 code for a protein of 126 amino acids.
AUGACGGUCGACGGGUGCUCCAAACUCAUGGUCAUGGAGGUCGACGGGUGCAUCAGUUCCGGCAGGUUCCGCGCCGGAGGCCCCAGCUGGUGCAUCGAGUACUUCCCAUUCGGCGUAGAAGUCGACGAGGACACCGAGUGGGUGACUGUCCACCUUAAUCUCGAUAGCCCUGAUGCUAACGACGAGGACGAAGUGAAUGCGCAGUACAAGUUGACCCUGCUCAACCGCACAGAAGACUACACGGAGGUGAAGGAGCCCAGCACCCCGCAUCUCCUCGAGGACAGCUUCCAGAUCAGGUGCGAAGUCACCGUCGUCAAGGAGAUCACCGCGGCGCGGUCGCCGGACCUGCCCCGGCACCUCGGCGGCCUCCUGGCGAGCUAG